UAUACAAGUUCGUUUGGCCUUCUUCCUCUUUCCAUUCAUCAGUUAGUUAGAGUGAGUGAAUGAACCACAAAACAAAAGAAGAAAACAAUGGCGAUUAGAGGUGCAGCUUCUUCAAUCGGAAGACAAACAAGCACAACAUCUCUGCUCUCGAUUUCAGGAUAUCUCAGAACUAGAUAUCAUGAAUUUAAGUAUUCGAUUCGCGCAAUACAAGGGGCAGCAGCAGAUCCUGUAACUCCCAAGAAAGAAGAUGAAGAACAAUUAUCCAAGGAAUGGAAGAUUAAAAUGCUUUACGAUGGCGAGUGCUCUCUUUGCAUGCGUGAGGUUAUGGGAAGAAUUCAUGCGAUCCUAUCUGAUGGAGCUGUAGUCAAAAACGUUGAGGCAUUUAGAAAACUAUAUGAAGCAGUUGGUCUGGGAUGGGUUUAUGCCAUAACCAAAUACAAGCCUGUUGCAACAAUAGCCGAUGUUGUGUAUGGUGUUUGGGCAAAAUAUCGUCUUCAAAUAACAGGUCAUCUGCUAGGUUGAGAGUGAACCAUAUCCCAAAUUUAUUUUAUCACACGAGGACGUAUGCUUAUACUUUUGCCACUUCCCAACAUGUUAUGCUACAUAUAUGUUCAUGUGACAUACUUCAAAUGAUGCUUCAGCCGGCCACCUCUAGAAGAAGUUAUAAUGGCACGGAAGAAGAAGGAAGAAAUAUGCAAUGACAACAAGGCAUGUAACACAUAAGGUAUUUUUCAGUCAUUUUGCUGGCUGUAAUGUGCAAGGAUCAUGAAGCUUGGAUCAGUCUCUUGGUUUUGGCUUAUCUACUUGCUUCUGGCCUAGAGAUCACGUCGGUGGCAUGGGAAGCUUGACAGUGUCUCUGUCCACUAUUCUUGUUUCCCUCAAAAUCGAAACUUGUGUAUUGAACAAUUCUUUUCCAUUUCACAGUGACUUUGCUUGUUUAGGGGUAUAUAUUAUAUUUAUAAGCUGCAAAGUUAUACAUAUAUGUUCCAG
Messenger RNA from Ilex paraguariensis (yerba mate), 990 nucleotides. NCBI's taxonomy places the organism in Eukaryota, Viridiplantae, Streptophyta, Magnoliopsida, Aquifoliales, Aquifoliaceae. The record is from the annotation of a GenBank genome assembly.